Messenger RNA from Puccinia triticina, 852 nucleotides. RefSeq lists its product as uncharacterized. The transcript has 6 exons. The record is from RefSeq and is a predicted model, not a curated record. NCBI's taxonomy places the organism in Eukaryota, Fungi, Basidiomycota, Pucciniomycetes, Pucciniales, Pucciniaceae. The coding region runs from base 1 to 852 and encodes 283 amino acids.
AUGUCCCAGAAUGGUCGCGGAAGACCAAUCAAUCGAGGAGGACUCAGCAAUCGCAUGGAAGAGAAUCGCCGCCGUGCUACCGGUCAGCAACAUCUUCACACAACGAUGCACCUAGGCUUUCCUUCCUCUAGGAAUUCGCUUGCACUGCCGUCGAACACAAACUACCGUCCGGGGUCGCUCAACAACAGUAUACCUAGCGAGACCAACAGGGAUUCUCGAUCGAACACGUUCCCUAGUGUCGACAAUUGUAAUCUUGCAGCCCAACCUUGGAUUCCAACAAACCCAACACAGCCCAAUCACAUUCAGCAUCUAUCUCGUCACAUCCCGGUCCCCUUCAGACCAAACAGCCAAACGAUACAUCGGGAUGUAUCCUAUGCAUCCCAGAUGGCCUCCUCUAAUAAGCACCCCCUUCCACAUCAUCCGAAUCAACGUUCUUCUAUUGCGUCAGGGGGGGUAGCUAUCAUGCCCCCAUUAUUCACAUCUGAUCAAACGCAGCCAUUGUUUCCUAACACUCUCCCAACUGCGCAUAGCAACCGGCACAUUCUGUCUCCUUGUCCAACGACAAACCAAACGCCAAACAAUGUUUUUUCCCACCACAGCAAUCAUCAAGAUCGACUGCUCAGCCAUCGAAGCCAGCCAGCCUCACCUUCCUAUCAAGGGAGAACAAUGCCUCACCACCGCUCCCAGACCUCCAAUGCCCCUUUGAAACAUCAAUUCCAUCCAAUCCCGAGGAGUGCAAGGAUCUCCCUGCCAUCCAUCAGCUGUCCUCCCACGCUCAAACCCAUCUCCUGUCGAUUUUCCCGGAAAUGCAGCUCCAAAUUCCUCUCCCGAUUUGCCAAACAACGCAAAUGA